This is a messenger RNA of Colius striatus (speckled mousebird), 4733 nucleotides long. It is a transcript of the gene USP48, whose product is annotated as ubiquitin specific peptidase 48. NCBI's taxonomy places the organism in Eukaryota, Metazoa, Chordata, Aves, Coliiformes, Coliidae. Gene Ontology annotation, biological process: protein deubiquitination. The coding region runs from base 78 to 3182 and encodes 1034 amino acids. Gene Ontology annotation, cellular component: cytosol; nucleus. The transcript has 27 exons. Gene Ontology annotation, molecular function: cysteine-type deubiquitinase activity; protein binding; cysteine-type endopeptidase activity. The record is from RefSeq and is a predicted model, not a curated record.
CGGCAGCGGGGCAGCGGCGGCAGCGCCACCGGCAGCGCAGCACAGCCCCCGGCAGCGCCACCGGGCCCGCGGCCGCCAUGGCGCCGCGCCUGCAGCUGGAGAAGGCGGCGUGGCGCUGGACCGAGACGGUGCCGCCCGAGGCGGUGGCGCAGGAGCACAUCGAGGCGGCCUACCGCGUCCGGCUGGAGCCCUGCCAGCGCGGCGCCUGCCGGAGGAACUGUCGGGGGAACCCAAACUGCCUGGUGGGCAUCGGGGAGCACGUCUGGCUGGGGGAGAUAGACGAGAACAGCUUCCACAACAUCGACGACCCCAACUGCGAGCGCCGCAAGAAGAACGCGUUUGUGGGCUUAACGAACCUCGGCGCCACCUGCUACGUCAACACUUUCUUGCAGAUGUGGUUUCUUAACUUGGAGCUCAGGCAAGCCCUCUACUUGUGUGCCAGCACCUGCAGCACGGCCAGGGAGGGCAUCCCCAAAGACAAAGACUAUGAGCCUCAGACCAUUUGUGAGCACCUCCAGUACUUGUUUGCCUUGCUGCAGAACAGCAAAAGGCGAUACAUCGAUCCCUCGGGGUUCGUCAAAGCGCUGGGCCUGGACACGGGGCAGCAGCAGGAUGCCCAGGAGUUUUCAAAACUCUUCAUGUCACUGCUGGAAGACACUUUAUCCAAACAAAAAAACCCAGAUGUUCGAAACAUAGUGCAAAAGCAAUUCUGUGGAGAAUAUGCCUAUGUCACAGUUUGUAACCAGUGUGGCAGAGAGUCCAAACUCGUGUCUAAGUUUUAUGAGCUGGAGUUAAACAUCCAAGGGCACAAGCAGCUGACAGACUGCAUAACAGAAUUUCUUAAGGAAGAAAAGUUAGAAGGAGACAAUCGUUACUUUUGUGAAACUUGUCAGAGUAAGCAGAAUGCCACGAGGAAGAUCAGGCUGCUGAGUCUUCCCUGCACCCUCAACCUGCAGCUGAUGCGUUUCGUGUUCGACAGACAAACUGGCCAUAAGAAGAAGCUGAACACCUACAUUGGCUUCUCUGAGCUGCUUGACAUGGAGCCUUUUAUGGAACAAACAAACGGUGUGUACGUGUACGAGCUGAGCGCCGUCCUCAUCCACCGCGGCGUCAGCGCCUACUCCGGCCACUACAUCGCCCACGUGAAGGACCCGCAGACGGGCGAGUGGUACAAGUUCAACGACGAGGACAUAGAAAAGAUGGAAGGGAAGAAACUGCAGUUGGGGAUUGAGGAAGAUCUAGCGGAACCUUCCAAAUCCCAGACUCGGAAACCCAAGUGCGGGAAAGGGACUCACUGCUCCCGCAACGCCUACAUGCUGGUGUACAGGCUGCAAACCAGGGAGAAGUCUCUGACAAUUGAAGUACCAGCUUUUCUGCAGGAGCUGGUAGAGCGGGAUAACUGCAAGUUUGAGGAGUGGUGCAAUGAAAUGGCCGAGAUGCGCAAACAGAGUGUGGCCAGGGGCAAAAUCAAACACGAAGAGGUGAAGGAGCUCUACAAAAGGUUACCUGCUGAAGCUGGUUCUCCAUACGACUUCAUCUCUCUGGAAUGGCUGCAGAAAUGGCUGGAUGAGUCUACUCCUCCCAAACCUAUAGAUAACACAGCCUGCCUGUGCUCACAUGGCAAACUCCAUCCAGAUAAAAUACCCAUCAUGAAGAGAAUAUCGGAGUACGUGGCUGACUUCUUCUACAGGAGAUACGGAGGAGGGCCCCGGCUGAAUGUGAAAGCACUUUGCAAGGAGUGUGUGGUAGAAAGGUGUCGAAUCCUGCGCCUGAAGAACCAGUUAAACGAAGACUACAAAACAGUGACCAACUUGCUGAAGAUAACAGUCAAGGGGAGCGACGGGUUUUGGGUUGGGAAAGCGUCCUUGAGGAGCUGGCGUCAGCUGGCUCUGGAGCAACUGAAUGAGCAAGAUGAAGACACAGAGCACAGCAAUGGAAAAAUGAAUGGGAAUGCACAAAACAAAGAUGAACCAAGUGAAGAGAAGAGAGAGGAGGAAGAGGAGUUAAAUUUUAAUGAAGACAUCGUUUGCCCACAUGGUGACCUGUGCAUAUCCGAGAACGAACGCAGGGUGGUUUCAAAGGAAGCCUGGGAGAAGCUCAAGCAAUAUUUUCCAAAGGCCCCUGAAUUCCCAAACAACAAAGAAUGCUGUUCCCAGUGCAAGAUUUUGGAGCGUGAAGGAGAGGAAAAUGAAGCUCUGCAUAAGAUGAUGGCCAGUGAGCAGAAGACUUCCCUCCAGAACCUGUUUCAUGAUAAAUGCAGACCUUGCCUGGGCAACUGGCCUCAGGAGACAGAUGAGCUGUAUAUUGUUUCGCAGUUCUUUGUAGAAGAAUGGAGGAAGUUUGUCAGGAGGCCCACUCGGUACAGCCCCGUGUCCUCGGUAGGAAACAGUGCUCUCCUCUGCCCCCACGGAGGUCUCAUGUUCACCUACACAUCCAUGACCAAAGAAGACUCCAAACUUAUAGCUCUCAUAUGGCCCAGCGAGUGGGAGAGGAUUCAAAAACUCUUCGUUGUGGAUCACGUCAUCAAAAUCAGCCGAAGGCCAAGUGCUGGGCAGGCCCCUGAGAGCGAGCUCUACACCUCUGAGCCCCAGCUCUGUCCAGAGUGCAGAGAAGGGCUGUUGUGCCAACAGCAACGAGACUUAAGGGAGUACACCCAGGCAACUAUCUACAUCCAUAAAGUGGUGGAUAAUAAGAAGGUAAUGAAGGACGCUGCUCCGGAGCUCAAUGUGAGCAGCUCAGAAGCUGAAGAGGAAAGGGAGGAAAACAAGCCAGAGGGGGAGCAAGACCCAGAUUUUAACCAGGCCAACGGUGGUGCAAAGCGCCAGAAGGUCUCCCACCAGAGCUACAUCACUUACCAAAAACAAGGCAUCCGGCGGAGCACCCGGCACAGGAAGGUCAGAGGGGAGAAAGCACUGCUGGUUUCUGCUAACCAGACACUGAAAGAGCUGAAAAUCCAGAUCAUGCAUGCAUUUUCAGUUGCUCCCUUCGACCAGAACUUGUCCAUUGAUGGGAAGAUCCUGAGUGACGACACGGCGACGCUGGGCAGCCUGGGGGUGAUCCCUGAGUCUGUCAUCUUACUGAAGGCGGAUGAGCCCAUCGCGGAUUACGCGGCCAUGGAUGACGUUAUGCAAGUUUGUAUGCCUGAAGAAGGAUUUAAAGGGACUGGUUUACUUGGACACUGAUAGUUUUCUGGAGGCUGGCAGCAGAGGAGCACCCAGCAGGGAAGAGCAGUUUGACAUGGUAGGGCAUUAAAAAGAGAAAACAAACAAACAAACAAAAGAUGGAUCCAGGACUGAACUCUUUGACUCUUCCAGAAGGCAGAAACCCAUUUUAAAAUGACUUUUCCCCCCCUCAGAAAAACCAACUGAAAUGCCUUAUGUCAAAGCAGAUUGCACUGAAGGACACUCUGCCCUCCCCAGCCCGGGGGGGUCGGUGCAGGGGGGCUGGGGGCUGCCACAGAGCAGCAGUGAGAGCUGUGGUUCCUCCCACGAGCCCCCCCUGGCUCUGAGCUGCUCCCCCUCGGUACCACAUGGAAGCAGAGAACUUGGUGAGGAAUGGCUGACUCUCCCCCUCUUGCCCCCCUCAAAAAAACCCCCACCCAGUAUUUAACCAAAAGCAUAAGCUGUGCUCUGCCUCCCAACCCUCAGCUGCCCUCCCCUCCUCACCCCUCACCUUCACAGCCCCCAGGCCAUCAGCUUUCACUAACCACUUGGCCUUUCCUCUGGCCCUGGGCACCUGGGUUUAGAAACAUUUUGGGGGGGGGGGGGGGGAUUUGAUUUUCACAUCAUUUGAGACGCCCUUUUGCCCCUGGCAGAGUCCCCCUGCCCUGGGGGAGCCUGAGGCAGCUCAGGGGCUGCAGGGGUUGUGUGUUUCUGGGGAGGGAUGAAGAGGGGUGAGUUUUUCUUCUUCCCACUCCUCAUUUUUCCUCAGGAGCACACCAGUAACACUUUUUUACAUCUGUGUCUCCCCACACCGACCCCUGUUGCCUGGCAGGAGCAGGAACUCACCUCCCCCUUCCAUCCUCUCAAAGGGCAGGCAGGGAUCUCCAGCAGCAAAUCAGACUUCUCCUUUCCAACCCUUUCACUUCUUUCCCCAGCAGAAGCUGUGUGUGUGUGAGUGGGGAUGUCACCAGCACCACCAGCUCGUUUUUGCCAAGGAUUGCAGGAGUUUGGGGCUGGGAGGGGGGAGCACACAUCAACCCCUGCCCUCGGGGGAGUUGCUUUUAACUUGUUUCUCUUUUAGCUGCCGAAUUGCAGGUGCCCCCAGCCCAGGGCGGGCUUGGAGGGGAAGCAGCUGUGUGCAGCAGCUUUUGGGAGGGAGGCCAUGGAGCUUUUAACUCUGUGUGUAGGGAGGGGGUGGAUUUGGAUCUGUGUGUUCUCUCCCAAGGCAAGAGGAGAGCAGGAUGUGGCCCCUCAGCAGGAGGCUUUUCCCUUCCCUGCCUGAAGCACUCGCUCCUGUACAGAAUUCCCUCCCUGUUCUCUGGGGUUUUAUUUCCUCUUCCAUUUGCUGUUCAUUUGUUUUUAAUGUUACAAAAACAAAACUCUCUCUCCCUGUUGCAGACUUGGGGGGGCUCUGGGCUGAAGUUGGGGGGCAGGAGGCAGGGCUGAGCCCUGGGGCUGAGCAGCCCUGGGCUAGGGUGGAGGAGGGGGGUUGGAAAAGGGCACCAAAGGGCCCCAGUUGCUGGGUUUUUGUCUGUUCUUUGCAAAUAUCAUUGGAUUAAACUUGUUGGUUGA